Messenger RNA from Cucurbita moschata (crookneck pumpkin), 502 nucleotides. RefSeq names its product polygalacturonase-like. The annotation marks the transcript as partial. Lineage: Eukaryota; Viridiplantae; Streptophyta; Magnoliopsida; Cucurbitales; Cucurbitaceae. The transcript has 2 exons. Gene Ontology annotation, molecular function: polygalacturonase activity. Gene Ontology annotation, biological process: carbohydrate metabolic process. The record is from RefSeq and is a predicted model, not a curated record.
CAUUGGGAGCUUAGGGAUAGAGGCUGAGGAGGAUGGAGUGCAUAACGUUACCGUGAAAUCAUCUACAUUCACGGGGACCCAGAAUGGANCAAGAGUGAAUGUCUUGGCUGCAGGCGAUAGUCCAAACACUGAUGGCAUCCACGUGCAACAAUCAUCAGAUGUGACCAUCCUCAACUCGAACAUUGGAAAUGGUGACGACUGCAUCUCCAUCGGUCCAGGGACAUCCAACAUGUGGAUCGAAACUAUUACAUGUGGGCCUGGACAUGGAAUCAGCAUUGGGAGCUUAGGGAUAGAGGCUGAGGAGGAUGGAGUGCAUAACGUUACCGUGAAAUCAUCUACAUUCACGGGGACCCAGAAUGGAGUAAGGAUUAAGUCUUGGGGAAGACCAAGCAAUGGAUUCGCUACAAACGUUCAUUUUCAACACAUUACUAUGGAUAACGUGAAAAAUCCAAUCAUAAUUGAUCAAAAUUAUUGUCCACAUCUCAAAGACUGUCCUGGUCAG